Messenger RNA from Lactuca virosa, 783 nucleotides. The record is from the annotation of a GenBank genome assembly. NCBI's taxonomy places the organism in Eukaryota, Viridiplantae, Streptophyta, Magnoliopsida, Asterales, Asteraceae.
AUCUGUUGUAGUUAAACACCAGCAUCACCAUGGGCGUAAUUGUCUCGUUCCUCUCUCCACCGAUCUUCGUGUCACCAUUUCUCUUCCACUAUCACUCUAUUUGAUAAUGCAAUCCAAAAACUCAAUGAUACAGACCUAAAUCUCUGUGUCAUCUCACAUAGGAGAUUGAGAUUCUCUGAGUCACAUAUAAUUUAAUAUUCGUCGACUGAUUAACAACAAUUGAGAACUGAAGCAACGACUAAUUGAUAUUCGACAAUGCCGGAGUUCGCAAUUCUUGAUCAACAUAAUAGGCAGUUACGAUCAAGUUACGACGGCGGCGGCGGCGGCGGUGGUAGAGGUGUUAGUCCUGACUCUGUUAUACACUCCGUCGAGUCGAGCCUCAGUCUCUUCUCUUCUUCGGCUUCCGCUUAUGCUAGCAUUGAGCGUUGUUCAUCUACCUCCGAUGUCCUUGAUCACGAAUCGUUCGUCUCCGAUAUGUCUUUGCCUGGAGGUUUCCGUGGUUCUUCCUCAGCGAGGAGUUCAGAUCCAGAUCCAAACAAGAAUUCCAAAGUACAUGACAAUGGAGGUCCCUACCUGAUAGGAAAAAGGGUGGAAAAAGCACAAGCUAUAAAAGAAUACAUUGAUGCAGAAACUGAUGGAGAAAAUCAGUCUCUAUAUUCAGCAAGAAGCUCCUUCUCUCAUACCCCUAAAGAAUGCCAAAACCGAAAGUCAAAAACUGAAAUUCUACUAAGGAAGCCAGACAGAAGAAGACCUGCAUCUUUGGAUCUGAAAAUCAGACGAUGA